Messenger RNA from Coregonus clupeaformis (lake whitefish), 1838 nucleotides. RefSeq lists its product as uncharacterized. The coding region runs from base 527 to 1177 and encodes 216 amino acids. Lineage: Eukaryota; Metazoa; Chordata; Actinopteri; Salmoniformes; Salmonidae. The transcript has 2 exons. The record is from RefSeq and is a predicted model, not a curated record.
AACAAAAGUAAAUGUAAACAAACACUAUAUAGCCUCAACUUGGUUAAAAAUAUAUAAUUGUUAUAUUGUUCUGGCCCCUGUUGUUGGUUCAAGUUCAUUUUAAGGUCAAUUUAAUUGUUGUCCACUAGAUGGCGCUGUUCACCGAUAAGCUCUGUUUGCUUAAGUUUCUAUAUCCUGUAAAAGAAGAAUCCUUGUUAGCAUUGCAAAUGGUGAAAGUCACUGUGGAGCUGCAGAUAUUAUCAAACUCCAUCCUUCUUGCAGUCAAUUUGUAGAAGCAUUCUCUGUUAGAUGUAUUUGGACCAUGGAUGAUGGUUACAGCACCAGGAGUGGGCUAGCAAGCAGUAAGCGCUGGGCUGUGCUGUUCACGUGUAUGAGCACCAGGGCCAUACACAUUGAAGUCAUUGAGUCAAUGGAUUCCUCAAGCUUCAUAAAUGCUCUGUGACGGUUCUUUUCCAUCAGAGGACCAGCCAAACAAAUCAGGUGUGACUGUGGCACAAACUUCCUCGAGGCCUCCAGAGAGUUGAAGAUGGAGGCCGUUCAGAGCGAGAAGAAGGUCGAAGAGAGACAAAGGGUGUACUUGGGUCUUCAAUCCACCACACUCGUCUCAUAUGGGAGGCAGCUAGGAGAGAAUGAUCGUGUCACGAGGCGCUUCCUGGAUUCCAUACUGCUGAAGGUGGGUCCAUCCAAGAUCACUAUAUUCAUGGUGGAAGUCUCAGCCAUCGUGAAGGCUCGUCCAUUAGUUCCUGUGUCCACAGAUCCAGACCUCCCCCUCAUAUUGAUGACAGCAACACUCCUCUCCCAAAAGGUUGGUGUAGUCCCUCCUCCCCAAGGUGAAUUCAACGAGAACAAUCUCUUCAGCCGGCAGUGGAGGCAAGUUCAAAGCCUUCCCAACACCUUCUGGCACCGCUGGAAGAAAGAGUAUCUUCCUAUCCUGCAAAACAGUAGGAAGUGGCAGAAAGAGAUGCCCAACCUUCGGGAGGGAGACAUUGUGAUGCUGAGAGACAGUCAAGUGAAAAAGAACGACUGGCCCAUGGGCAUCAUCGUGAAGACCUUCCCUGGCAGCGAUGGGAAAGUAAGAAAGGUUGAAGUAAAGACAACAAAAGAUGGGUCAUGCAAGACCUUUCUGCGUCCAGUUUCAGAGACUGUACUACUCCUCUCUCCAAAGACUAAUAAGUAACUUAAGUUCUAGUGUUAUUGGUGGCAUCCUUACAGAUACCAGGCGGGGAGUUUUCUGGCCCCUGUAGUUGGUUUGAGUAAAUUUUAAGGUCAAUUUCAUUUUUUGUCCACUAUAUGGUGCUGCUCACUGAUGAGGUCUGUUUGCCUAAGUUUCUAUAUCCUGUAAAAGAAGAAUCCUUGUUAGCAUUGCAAAUGGUGAAAGUCACUCUGUGGAGCUGCAGAUACUAUCAAACUCCAUCCUUCUUGCAAUCAAUUUGUAGAAUAAUUGUUUGUAAGUAAAACAAUAAUAACAAUUCAUGAUGAUAUUUUGUAUGGAUGAUCGUUUAAGUGAUACAUUUACGUAUUUUCUUGGUGGUUGCAUGGUUGGAGAUAUCUGUUCUGUUUAAUUUAUCUUGCCAUGUUUGGGGAAUAAUUUUAGCAUAUGGCAGCAUAUUUCUGAGUUUAUGAUAAUAUUAUAACAUACGUAAAAUAAAUGCUGUGUUGUUAGUGAGAAUUAAGCUUAGUAUUCAGCAUACUCUUACUCAUGGUUGGUUUCUUUCUUCUAUUUUAGUUGUACUCAGUUUCUAAUGCUGUAACUACGAACUGGUGGUAAUAAAUACUUAUUCAAUUUGACAGUUGCUGGAAAGAGUUUAUCUAUCUGCUAAGCUUAAGAAGGGGACUCU